GUUAUUCCUAUCUCAGUUUGAUCUGUCCAGCUUCUGCCAUUCAUUUCCUCGAAAAGAGAUGUUAGAAUUAUGAGGAGACUGCAAGGUCUAACUGUAAACCUGUGUCUUCCACUCCACAUUUUUGUAAUAAGUUAUGUGUUCACACAAUACGUAAGCGUCUUUUUGUAAGUUAAUUUGUAGCUCGUGGAGACUAAUGACUAGCAAGAUAUAAACACAGUCAGCUGAGUUACGGUUUGGUAAAACAUCCGCAGUGCAUACCAUAUAUGGGCGAAACAGGACACCAAAUACUGUAUAAAUCUCAUGAUGAUAUCGAUAGAUAUCAACGCACAGAUAGGUAUCGAUAAUAUCGAUGCUUGUAUCGAUCUAUCUACUUCGACUGCCAGGAAAGGAGGGCGUGCGUUAGUUAUUGAAUGACGACCCUACCGGCGGCAGUGUUUUGGUCGGAGUGUGGACGGGACGAGACAACCUAUGAAGUAUCCCCACGAGAAAUUGGUCACAUUUUAUUAGAGCAAUUUAACCUCGGUCAGCUUUUGUUGCGUUGUUGUGGGGGACACGUGGUGCCUCGGCCGAGACGAGGUGCUUGCAGGUCGGUUGUCAGGUUCUUUGGUGGGCGAGAAAACAAAAAGUAAACAUUGUCUCUUUGUGUUAAGACUUUUUUUUUAAUCGGAGAACACGACAGCCAACGGCGAUUUUUAAUUCCUGGAUGCACACAUUUAAUCGGCUCGUGGCUCUAUUGAUGCCGAGACUGUGAGCAGUGCUAAGGGUACUUGUCGGCCACUAUGUUUUGAAAGAGAGCCAAUCAAAUCUGCUAUUCAAAUCCACGCUUAUGUCAGUGACCUACAUCUCAUGUGUGUACGCCAAGCGCCCGCAGUCUCCUCAACGCUAGAGCAGGCAGCAUGGGGAAGAACGAGGUAGACGACCAGGCGCAACCGUCUAGCCGGGUGUCCGAGACAGAACAGUCGGCCGAGCAGGGCGAUGCUGCUCAAGAGUGGAAGACGGAUGAGUGUUCAGGGGAGAGCGAUGUUAAACUCCCUCAGGAGGACAGCAACGUGCAACUGGUCGAGGCUGGAUUUAAGUCGAUCUCAUCUCCGGCUCUCGAAACUGACACGGCAGAAAGGCACGGCGCGUUAUUCUCGCCGCCGGAAGGAGGUUUUGGCUGGCUGGUGGUUUUGGCAGCCACCUGGUGCAAUGGGUCCAUCUUCGGGAUUCAGAACUCCUUUGGCAUCCUGCACAUGAUGCUGGUGAGGGAGCACGCAGACACCGAGGACAAGACGUCUCAGUUCAAAGUGGCUUGGGUCGGGUCCCUCGCCAUGGGGAUGAUAUUCUUCUGUUCACCGGUGGUCAGCAUGUUCACGGACCACUUUGGCUGUCGGAAAACUGCUGUCAGUGGGGCGCUCCUGGCUUUCAUUGGAUUGCUCAGUACAUCCUUUGCAAACUCCUUGAGCCUCCGCUAUUUUACUUAUGGCAUACUGUUUGGCUGCGGAUCCUCCUUCGCUUUCCAACCCUCUUUGGUCAUCCUCGGCCACUACUUUCGCCAGCGCCUGGGCUUUGCCAAUGGCGUGGUGACGGCAGGUGCCAGCCUCUUCUCCAUGGGUCUCCCGGUUUUGCUGAACAAAGUAGUGGAGCCGCUGGGACUCAGCAGAACCUUCCAGAUCCUCAGCCUCUUCAUGCUUGUGCAAGCCUUGCUGGCAUUAACAUUCAAGCCGUUGCUACCAGCUGGACUUUGCAUGGGACCGACGGGCCCCUCUGAGUCUCAAAAACAGGCAGGGGUGACUCCUCAAAGUGGGAACUGGUGGCAUAAGGCGUUGUUAUGGGUCAGAAAGUACUUCAACCUGCGAGUCUUUCACAUCCUCACUUACCGAGUGUGGGCAUUUGGAGUGGCUACAGCAGUAUUGGGAUACUUUGUGCCUUAUGUCCAUCUGAUGCACUUUGUCGAGGAGCAGUUCAAGGGCACCGAGAAGGAAUGGGUGCUCCUUGUGUGCAUUGGAGCGUCAUCAGGGGUGGGGCGUCUCACUUUUGGCAAAGUUGGAGACCUUAUCCCAGGUCUGAAGAAAAUCUACAUGCAGGUGGCAUCAUUCAUAGCCCUGGGACUCAUGUCCAUUAUGAUCCCUCAGUGUUCUCUCUUUGAGGAACUUAUAGUCGUAUGUGCAUUCCUGGGACUGUGUGACGGAUGCUUCCUCACCAUGAUGGCUCCCAUUGCAUUUGAGCUGGUUGGGCCCAUGCAGGCAUCACAGGCCAUAGGAUACCUGCUUGGUCUCAUGUCUCUUCCAAUGACUGCAGGUCCACCCAUUGCAGGUCUGCUACACGACUACUUGGAAGACUACAAAGUAGCCUUCUCUGUAGCUGGUGUGCCCCCCAUAAUCGGUGGAGUGAUGCUGUUCUUUGUUCCUCUGAUACACCGCCGACUGGAGCGUGGCAGCACGCCGGCAGCGCCAGAAGAGACGACCACUCGCAUGUUACCCAGUGCCCAACCGACACCAAAGAGCUGCUCCAAUGGAGACGUGCUGCCCGGCUACACUGAUGCUGAGACGCAUAUCUGACUUAUAUCGAUGGAUGAAUUUUCACGUUGUGAAAACUGAAACGUGAGCUACAGUACAUGUACAGUGGAACCACCAAAUUGGAACACGCUAAAAGUGGAACCAUGUGGAUUUCAACCCAAAUUAUUCCUCAAGUCAGGCAAAACCUGGUUGAAAUCCUUAAAAUGUGUGACAUCCCACGCAACCUCAGCCAAUGCUUGCGUGAUGUCAAUGAUGGAAAGUGUGAUGAUCACCAUAGAACGGGACAGGUCUGGCUCCUCUUUACAAUAUGAGCAAUACAGUUUUUACAAGGCUUUAUCUUUCCCAGCAUAUAAAGCAUUUAAACAACAUCGGGUGUCGGUAUCACUGUAGGAAGAUUUUGCUCUUCCCUCUAAUAUUAUGCUUCUGUUUCGGUUCUUUUAAAGUGUAAGCAGUAUUACUCAAUACAGUGGUGCCUUGAGAUAAGAGUUUAAUUCAUUCCAUAUAAACGCUCGUAAUUCAAAAUGCUCGCCUGUCAUGUCAGCUUUUUCCCCAUUGAUAUGUAUGGUAAUGCCAUUCAUCCUUAUAGCCUAUGUCAAAAAAAUCCGACAAAUACUGUUGUCAUGCGCUUUUUUAAAAAAGAAAAAUAGUACUCCAUAAUAUUAUGCUUAAAAUAAACAUUCAGUGGAGUGCCGGGUUACACCACUCAUAUCUCAAAUUUUUGUUCGCUUGCAUUCAAAACUCAAAAAACCUCGUAAGUCGGGUCACCCGUAUCUCAAGGCGUUGCUGUAUUAGUUAUGCAGUAUUUAGGGCCGAGCAGUGCGAGCUGCGGAGCUCCUAUUGUAUUUGUACAGAUAAUUUAUUUGUUAUUUUUUUCAAAGUUUAACUUUUUCCACUUGUAUGAUGGAUAGGAUUGUUACUUUAAUGACUGCUUGUACAGUUAAGCAAGGUUCUUUGAUGGUUUUGGCCUGCCUAUUGAACAGCUACACGGAACAUAUUGUGGCGACUCUUUGGAGGUUCCACUGUACCAAACAAUAUUGUCAUAUUAGAUGAAUGAAAGGAGAAACAAAAGCAAACACACAGAAUGAAACCAAGAAUAAUAACCGCUUUUGGUUUCUGGCUCGCGAUCUACUGAGCUGGUGAUUUAUUGUCUCGAGCUUGUGGUCCAUUUCUGUGACUCCUUCACUUCCUAACACCACGUCAAGCUAAAUGAUUAACUUUAGCCAACGCGUGUCAUAUUUUACUCUGAACACUACUGUUAAUUUAAUUUGACAUUUUUGUAGUUCAUUUCGGAAAGUCAUGCGCUUAAUUAAAAUGUUGUCCUUAUCCGUUGGUGCUUGCGACGCUCAGAUCAGGUGCAUUCAUCCAAGCUGGCUGUGCAAAGGACAAAGUUAUUGUUAAACUUGUCCUGUACAUGAAUAAAUGAAGCCGAACUAAGAUUUCGGGCUUUUGUAUAUAAUCACUUGUGCAGUCAAUAUGUUGAGUUACAUUUCAUUGAACAGUUGCUGACAUUCACACCUCUCACAGAACAAAUCAGUCACUCUCACCUCAUUUGACUCUUUUGGAACUAACAUAGGAAAUAAUGAUUGGAAAAAAUAGAACUAGUUAGUGUAGAAAAAUGUGUUAUUCUCCUCUGAAAAUGUGCCAUUUUUUUUCUAAUCUACUGACCUCAAUCUUUUGCCUACUCUUGUACUGUUUGUUUGCGAACUAGACCACCAAUAUGUCAAGCAGGCGCUUAAAGUCUACAUGUUAUUCACAUGAAGCUGAGCCAUGACUUUGCAAAAAUCUCUCCAACAGCACCUCAUUCACACUGCCAUGGUGUGAUUCCAGCAAGAAUAUUUUGCCAGAACCACAAUCACCAAAA
Messenger RNA from Hippocampus comes (tiger tail seahorse), 4359 nucleotides. RefSeq names its product solute carrier family 16 member 2 (gene slc16a2). Lineage: Eukaryota; Metazoa; Chordata; Actinopteri; Syngnathiformes; Syngnathidae. The transcript is spliced from 7 exons. Gene Ontology annotation, biological process: transmembrane transport. The record is from RefSeq and is a predicted model, not a curated record. The coding region runs from base 897 to 2540 and encodes 547 amino acids. Gene Ontology annotation, molecular function: thyroid hormone transmembrane transporter activity.